AAACGCGUCUGUCCCUAUUUAGAGACCCGCAGGAUUCAGUUACAAUUUGUUAACAUUAAGAUAAGAAAUUGUUUAUGGAACAUCCAAUAAAUUUUUUUAAAAGUUUGCGCAUAAUAUGCGUUGAUUUCUGUGGACUGAUAAAAAAUAAGUGUCGUUUCUCUAAGAAAUAAGGUACCGCUUGAAAAUCGGCCAUCGCAGCUAUUUUCAGCAAUAAUGAAAAUUGUUUUCUGUACAUGAGCCCUUUAUACACAAGUUCUAAAGUUUAUAUUGUGUAAAACGCUGAAGAGGUAUAUGAGGUUUCAUGUCACCGAAUUACUGUCUCCUUCGAUAGACGAAGAUGCUAAAUUAGUUGGAAAACAAUGAAUACUAUCAACAGAGUAAAUAGCAAGGUGGGCAUAACAAUUGAAUCAAGAUUUGACGAAUUGGACAGAAAUUUGGGAACAACCUGCAGUAACUUUAAAAAUGACCCAAAGGACUUCAGUAUCAAUUUUAGUAAAACUUCACCUGGUAGAAGUCGGUAUGGCAGAACAAUAAAACCCAAGUCUCCUAAGAAUGAGGUUGCCACUUCCUCAAAGAAUUCUAAAAUGCCAAGGAAUCGUAAAUAUCAAAAUUCACCAGAUAGUAGUAACGAUAGUACAGAUGAAAAUAAUACAGUUAACGAUAUGGAUGAUACAAGUGAUUCUUCUACUAGUUUAAGUAUUAUGGAGGAUACUACUCCAAAAUUGGUUGAUUCUCCUAUACAGUGUAAUUGGAUAUUAGGUCAAUUAGCAUGGGCCAGAGUUGGUAAUUUUCCUUUUUGGCCUUGUGUUAUAACACUUGAUCCAGUUCUAAUGGUAUAUCAUAGAUUAAAAGCUACUGCCAGAUCACAAACGCUAAUGAUACAUGUCCAAUACUUUGGCGAUAAAGGACGUCACAGUUGGGUUUCAUCAAACUCUAUGAUUCCAUUUACAAAUCUUGCAGACUUUAAAAAAUUAUCAGAAUCAAUAACUGCAGAAGUAAAGAAGAGAGAUGCUAAAUAUGCUGCAGCAUUUAUUGUUAAGCCUGGUAUAAAGUCAAAAUGGGAAAGUGCGAUCGAAGAAGCUAUGGAAGUUGAAUCAAUGAGUAAUGAUGAUAGAGCACAUGUUUUUAAACCGAAGGAAAAAAGUAUAAGAAAUAAGUCAUCUAAAAUAUCAGAGGAAAAGGAUAAAGCUAAUAAAAGAAAAAACUCAAGUGAUUCAAAUGGUCCUGAUUUUAAACGUGUUAGGCAAGAUAAUGUAUAUGAAGUAGAUAAAGAGAAAACAGAUGGAACUAAACAAAAAAUGCUUAAAUACAUUGAGAAUGGUAAAAAUCAUUCGAAACUUAAUUCAGAUACUCCUCCGUUAUCUCCUUUAAGUCAAAGAGAUUCCAAUGACGAAAUCUCUCUCGUGCAAAAGGUUGAAUUUCGUACUGAAGAGGAUGUAGAUGGUGUCUUUGAAGUUUAUUACGAACGGAAUCGAGAUAUGUUAGAAGACGAAUAUCCGGAUGCGUCGGAACACGAUAUUAGGAAAUAUUUAAAAAAGACUUGGGAUAAUAUGAAUUCUUCUUUUCGCAAAAAAUAUCGAUCAUAUGUAACAUCAGACACUACUAGUGCUCAUACAAAAGAAAAUUCAUUAAACAACGAAGACGACUUAUUAUUAGAAAUGAAUGGAAGUGUUAAAGAUAAUAAAAGGUCAAGAAUUAAAGUUGAAAAGGAAGAGAUAAGUGUUUCAGAAACGAAAAGAAAUAGACCUUAUAAUCUUUUUAAAGGAACAAAGCAAGAGAAAGUUUGUCAAAUAUGUGAAAAAACUGGGAAGUUAACUAGGUGUAAAGGUCCUUGUUAUUCAUAUUUUCACCUUUCUUGUGUAAAACCAGGAGAAUCUAGUCCGGAGCAUUCUGUUGAUGAGAAUGUAAUGGAUGAUAAAAUUCUCGAUGAUAUAAAUGAGAUUAAACAAAGCAAUACUGAUAAUGAUGAGAAUAAUGGUAAAUCAGAAGAGCAAGAGGACGAGUUCUUUAAAUGUAUCGAUUGCUUAUCAGGUGUAGCACCUGCUUGCUUUAUAUGUAACGAAAGAGAAGGAGAUAGAAUAAGAUGUUCUGUGUUAGCUUGUGGAAAACAUUAUCAUUCGUCUUGUUUGAAAUCGUGGCCACAGUCUCAUUGGCAAGGAGGCCGCUUAACUUGCCCAUAUCAUGUAUGUCAUACAUGCAGUUCAGACAACCCUCAAGAUAGUCAUUCGAGAGCUCCAAACGAGAAACUAGCACGAUGCGUUCGUUGUCCUUCAUCCUACCAUACAUCUACGUCUUGUUUACCUGCUGGUUCGGUAAUUUUAACCGGCAGCCAAAUAGUUUGUCCGAAGCAUUACCAAGCUCCACAACCUCCAGUAAACGCGGCAUGGUGCUUUUUAUGUACAAGAGGUGGAAGUCUUAUCUGUUGCGAUACAUGUCCAACGUCAUUUCAUUUGGAAUGUUUAGGUAUUGAUGCUCCGGAUGGUGCAUUUAUUUGUGAAGAUUGUGAAACAGGCAGAUUGCCUCUGUAUGGAGAAGUUGUAUGGGUUAAACUUGGUAAUUACCGUUGGUGGCCAUCUCGUAUUUGUUAUCCUCAUGAAAUUCCUGAAAAUAUAGAAGCUAUACCUCACAGUCCUGGUAAAUUUUGCGUAAUGUUUUUAGGAUCAAAUAAUUAUCAUUGGAUUCAUAGAGGACGCGCUUUUCUUUAUCAAGAUGGUGAUGCAAACAUAAAACCACCAAUUGGGAAAAAAAAUAGGGAUGAUACUUAUCGUAAAGCAUUAGAAGAAGCCAAUGAGAUUCAUCAGCGUUUAAAGAUCGAAAGAGCUGCAGCUAAAGACCAUGGACCAAGAGGAUUGAAACCUCCACAUUAUGUCAAAUUAAAGAUGAAUAAACCGGUUGGCAACGUAAAGCCAGCAGAGGUUGAAAGCAUCGUUGCGUGCGAUUGUGAUGCAGAAUGGGAAAAUCCAUGUGCUCCAGGCACAGAUUGUCUUAAUCGAAUAUUAUUAGUUGAAUGUAGCCCUGGUAUUUGCCCAGCUGGUGCCAAAUGUAAAAAUCAAGCAUUUGUACAAAGACAAUAUCCAGCUAUGGAACCAUUUCAUACCAUAGGACGUGGUUGGGGUCUUAGAAGUUUAGAACAUAUUAAAGCUGGUCAAUUUGUUAUAGAAUAUGUAGGUGAAGUUAUAGAUGAAGCUGAAUACAAACGAAGACUACAUAGGAAGAAGGAAUUAAAGAACGAGAAUUUUUAUUUUUUAACUAUAGAUAAUAAUAGAAUGAUCGACGCUGAACCAAAAGGCAAUUUAAGUCGGUUUAUGAAUCAUUCGUGUUCACCAAAUUGCGAAACGCAAAAAUGGACAGUUAAUGGAGAUACGCGUAUAGGUCUGUUUGCAUUAUGCGAUAUCGAGCGCGGCGAAGAAUUGACCUUCAAUUAUAAUUUAGCUUGUGAUGGAGAAACUCGAAAGCCCUGUCUCUGUGGUGCGCCAAAUUGUAGUGGUUUUAUAGGUUUAAAAGUACAGAAACCACAAGUAACUACACCUUCAACAACAGGAAUUCAACAGAAAAAAUUUGAUAAAAUCGAUAAAAUGAAACGUCAAAAAAGGUUGAGGAAGCAUGUACUGUGUUGGAGUUGUGGGCAGGAAAUUGAAAAAUUGACAGAGUUUGUCAUUUGCGAUCAAAAGACAUGCAAUAAAAAGUAUCAUAAAUCUUGCGUGAUCAUUGAUGAUACAGAUUCGAGAUUCAGUUGUCCUUGGCAUCAUUGUGCAGAGUGUCGUCGUAGAACAUCUGCACAUUGUUCGUUUUGUAGUGCUGCUUUUUGUCAAGUACAUCUGGAUGGGAAUUUAUUUGAGUACAGUGAAAAAGCUGGUUUUGUCUGUAAGUUGCAUGAAAGUAUGGAUAUGCAAAGAUCUGCUGAAGAUGAAAAAGAUUAUUCGGAUAAUGAUACUGAAACAGACAAAGAACAUUCUUCUACAGGUUCCAAUAGUCCAUUGAUCAUAAUGGAAAAAUCAAUACCGCGUGAACCAUCACCAAGAGUUUCCAUAAUAGAGGUUCAUCCGAGUAGUGAGGAAAGUGAAGAAUCUCAAAAAGAAGAUGAUGAAGAAGCAACGCAGUCUACUAAUUUUAUGCCUUGUGAAUACAGCUCGAAAAGUAUGAAAAGAAAAGAAUUGCACCGAUUAUCUUUAAGAUUGAAAGGAGAAAAAGAUCAGGUAGAAAAAUUUAGUAAUCUUACAUCUAGUCAAUUGGAGGCUAUAAUCGGUGGCAGUUUAUUUGAAUGAACCAUUUAUCCUCAUUGAUUAGGAUCGAACGAUGAAAUAUAUUUUAAUGUGCAUAGUUCCAAAUCUUCACGAUUGAUAAAUCACAAAUUAUGUAAUAAGAAAUGCGAUACAACUGUGAACGUCAAUAUGAGUUAGUAGUAUUUGUAAUUAUAUGUAAACAUUGUUUGUAAGACACCCAUUCCAUGUCAAAGGGAUCAGCUGAAUAACAAAUUUUAAUAAAAUCCAAUUCUGCUAGCGAAA
Molecule: messenger RNA, 4505 nt
Organism: Bombus pyrosoma
Lineage: Eukaryota; Metazoa; Arthropoda; Insecta; Hymenoptera; Apidae
Gene: NSD
Product: histone-lysine N-methyltransferase NSD2
Exons: 13
Coding region: 360-4265 (1301 amino acids)
Biological process (GO): regulation of DNA-templated transcription
Cellular component (GO): chromatin; nucleus
Molecular function (GO): histone H3K36 methyltransferase activity; protein binding
Source: RefSeq, a predicted model, not a curated record